Plasmodium reichenowi is the source of this 666-nucleotide messenger RNA. Its product is annotated as 60S ribosomal protein L6-2, putative. Lineage: Eukaryota; Apicomplexa; Aconoidasida; Haemosporida; Plasmodiidae. The record is from RefSeq and is a predicted model, not a curated record. The coding region runs from base 1 to 666 and encodes 221 amino acids. Gene Ontology annotation, biological process: ribosomal large subunit assembly; cytoplasmic translation. The transcript has a single exon. Gene Ontology annotation, cellular component: cytosolic large ribosomal subunit; ribosome. Gene Ontology annotation, molecular function: structural constituent of ribosome; RNA binding.
AUGACAAACACAAGCAACGAAUUAAAGCACUAUAAUGUGAAAGGAAAGAAGAAAGUUUUAGUACCAGUUAAUGCAAAAAAAACCAUUAACAAGAAAUACUUCGGAAGGAAAGUUGCUUCCAAAAAGAAAUAUGUUGUACAAAGAAAAUUAAGGAAAUCUAUAGAAGUAGGAAAGGUAGCCAUCAUAUUAACAGGAAAACAUAUGGGUAAGAGAUGUAUCAUAACAAAAAUUUUAAAUUCAGGAUUAUUAGCUGUAGUAGGUCCAUAUGAAGUUAAUGGGGUUCCUUUAAAAAGAGUCGAUUCAAGAUAUUUAGUUGUCACAUCUACUAAUAUUUUUAACUUUGAAAAUAUAGCCAAGUUAAAAGAUAACUUCCUUAACUAUGCUCAAGAUAUUGAUGAUGAUUCUUUUAUUAAAACCUUAGAAAUUAAAAAAAAACAAAAGAAACUCUUAAAAAAUAAAAAUGAAGCUCUCUUUAUGAAUAAUGUUAUUGACAAAAUUAAAGAAAUCAGAAAAGAAGAUCCAAAGGUUCAGAAAUUAGAAGCUAUACAAAAAGAUAUUGGAAGUUUGUUAAAACCAGAAAUUUUAAAAAAUAAAGUCUUCGCUCAUUACUUAAAAUCGAAAUUUACCUUAAGAAAUGAUAUGGUUUUACACAAAAUGAAGUUUUAA